AUGGACGAAACACAAAAAUACAACAUCGGUACUGGAAUUACCUACGCCGUCCGCCACCUUCGAACGAGUUUUAUAGCUUCAGGAUUUAUAUGGCCUAGUACCUGGAAGGCAGACGCGGGCGGUGAUGAGCACGAGAGGCGUAGAGCCGAUGUCGAGGCAAAGUUGAGGGCCAACAACUCGUACCUAAUCAUCGGCGCAGGGACUGUCAUCGCCGGCGAAGCACUUGGAUACAUCUACCGAACUGACAAUCUCAUGGACAAGCUGGUCCGCCCGGCUAAACAAAGUCACGGAAGCGGCUGGGGAGAAACACGAUCCCUUAUCACCAAGUUCCUUGACGACAUGGAGUCCGACCUCAGCCGAAUGAACCCGACCCUUGAUCAGGUUGUUCCAGCGAAGAGCGAUACGCCCUGGGUAUGGGAUGCCGGCCGAGAACUAUACUAUCGUUACGAUAGCAGAGACCGGAUGUUCAAGUAUCAUAACGACAUGUGGGUGAGAUUGGACGGAUCGCAAACCAGCUACGAACAGGAAGUGCAGUUGGCUCAAGCCUACAACGUAUCGGCUCAACCUUUACUGGGCUAUGAGAACAGCCUUCUCUCAGUCACAGCGUCGAUGCGCCAGAUUACCAUGGGUCAAGGAGAGGACGCAGCAUUGAAAUAA
Molecule: messenger RNA, 657 nt
Organism: Alternaria conjuncta
Lineage: Eukaryota; Fungi; Ascomycota; Dothideomycetes; Pleosporales; Pleosporaceae
Exons: 2
Coding region: 1-657 (218 amino acids)
Source: RefSeq, a predicted model, not a curated record